This is a messenger RNA of Esox lucius (northern pike), 2184 nucleotides long. RefSeq names its product dystrotelin (gene dytn). Bases 1 to 2001 code for a protein of 666 amino acids. Gene Ontology annotation, biological process: synaptic signaling. NCBI's taxonomy places the organism in Eukaryota, Metazoa, Chordata, Actinopteri, Esociformes, Esocidae. The record is from RefSeq and is a predicted model, not a curated record. Gene Ontology annotation, molecular function: zinc ion binding. Gene Ontology annotation, cellular component: plasma membrane. The transcript is spliced from 14 exons.
AUGUCGGAGCUCAGAGGCUUACAGGGAUUAAAUGAAGUGCGUCCCUCUGUGUACCGCACUGCAAUGAAGCUCCGCUCCUUACAGAAACUCUGCCAUAUGCAUGUUGUGACUCUGCGGGAGCUCAUCCCAGCGCUGCGCUCUCUGGGCGGAGCCAGCAACCCUGGGGCAGGGCUUAGUAAGCAGGAAGUGAUGCAGGGCAUGAGCAGGAUGUUUCAAAUCGUGGAGCAGGAAGUACCUGGUCAGGUGUCGGCUGAGGCACCAGAACAAACCUGCAGACUGCUGUAUAGACUCUAUGACCGAGGACAGGCUGACACUGUCUGUUGCAGGUCAGUCGAAGCUGCACUCAUCGCUCUCUCAGCAGACACGCUAUCAGCCAAACACAGGGCUCUGGUCGCUCUGGCAGAGAGGUGCAGUGGGAGGGAGGGAGGCAUGGUCAGCAGGAGCGGUCUCAGAGUCCUGCUGCAAGACCUCAGCCAGGUCCCGGCUGUAGUGCAGGAGAGCCAUGUGUUCGGCUCAGCAGAGACAGCUGUUCGUUCCUGCUUCAGUGGGGUGCUGAGUGCAAGUGUGCGUGAGGAGCACGUCCUCUCGUGGCUGCAGUGUGAGCCCUGUCUGCUGCUGUGGCUCUCCACCCUGUACCGCCUGUCGGUCAGCGAGAGCGUCACACACUCCGUCCGCUGCCACGCCUGCAAGACCUACCCUAUCACAGGACUCAGGUAUCGCUGCAUGAAGUGUGUGAACAUCCACCUGUGCCAAACCUGUUUCCUGACGGAAAGACACACUAAAAAACACAAGAGCUCCCAUCCAGUUCUAGAGCACUGCAGUCAGCCCUCCUGGAGAGAAUCCCUGGCCUCCUUAGCAUACAGCGUACGACACACCUUGUUACCACGGCGCUACACACAGAGGAAAGCAGAGAGGAGGGGCCUAAUAAAGGCAGAGACGCAAGAAGAGCCACACACCAGCGUUAUUACCUCUGACCCUUUACAUCAGUCAGAAGUUUCACCCGCCCCUGGCGACAUCCCACCAAUGGACAUAGCACCUUCCAUUAGCCCUCCCCAACCCCUGGACACACCCCUAGCUGUCAUUAUGAGAAAGACAUCUAAAGCCCUCCAGACUGAGUCCGAGCCUCAGAGAAGAGACUCUGUCCUCGUGAACGACAUCAGAGACCUACAAAGGGACAAAUGGCUUCUGGAGAGGCAGCUGCAGGUCUGGAGGGUGGCGGUCCAGUCCGAGCAGGGCAACCUGGAGGACCGCUGCUGUGAGAUGGAGGCCAAGAUGGAGACUCUGAGAAAACACAACCUCAGACUGCAGGACAUGCUCUCAAAGGCUACAGGCAUGUCAGGGACACACACUGAUGUUGUUCCACCUGACCCUGUAACGUCUGGUAAAAUCAAGGCAGAGAGAGAUACAGCCUCUCCUCUGAGUUACGUGAGUUCUGAAUCCUUCUCCGGAUCAAGAAAAGAGGAGAGGAAAGAAAAGGAGGAAGAGAGUGGAGACGAGGACUGCAGAGAGAAUGAAGAAAGUUACCCAGAGAAAAUGCACAGAGUUGAGUUGAAAAGAGCAGAACAGAGAGUCGUGGUUGAUGAUGAGGAUGAGAUUGUGACUGGCUCAGCCAAAGAGACUCAUACUGCCACAAUGCACUGGAGAGAAACCUUUAACCUUCAUACCUGUGAUGGGGAGAAGCGUAUGCUAGAUGGGCAGGUCACAGGACCAAUAGAAGACCAGCCUGUUUCAGAAGAGAAGAAUUCUGGAGUGUGUAGUUUAGUGGAAGAGGAGAAACUGUGUGAGCUGGUCCAACAAUUAAAAAGCAAGCUGUUGCUUGACAUUCACACACAUACAGACUGCAGACAGGAGCCAGGGUUGUUGGAAGCUGCAGAAGAAGUAGGGGAUUCUGUGCGCUGUCUCGUAGCUGCAGUGAAGUCACAUGCUUACCCUUACUCAAACACACUACACACACACUCCGUUUCAAACUCAUGCUACAAACACACUACACACACACUCUGAUUCAAACUCAUGCUACAAAGACACUACACACACACACUCUGUUUCAAACUGAUGCUAUAAACACUCUGUGACCAGUUCUCGAACACAAACGAUCCGGAGAAUGUCUCCAGAAGCAUUACCAAGCCUUUGACGACUUAGGAUGCAGGUUACUGUACAUAACGGUCAAGGUUUUCUAUAUAAACA